AUGGGGGACUGGAACUUCCUUGGGGGGAUUUUGGAGGAGGUGCAUAUCCAUUCGACUAUGGUAGGCAAAAUCUGGCUUACCAUCCUGUUCAUCUUCCGGAUGCUGGUCCUCGGGGUGGCGGCUGAGGAUGUGUGGAAUGACGAGCAGGCUGACUUCAUAUGCAACACUGAGCAGCCCGGAUGCAGAAAUGUGUGCUAUGACCUGGCUUUCCCAAUCUCCCUGAUCCGCUACUGGGUGCUGCAGGUCAUUUUUGUGUCUUCGCCUUCAUUAGUUUACAUGGGCCACGCUCUCUACAGGCUCCGGGCUCUGGAGAAGGAACGGCAGAAGAAAAAAGCUCUGCUGCGAAGGGAGCUGGAGUUGGUUGAUGUGGAGCUGGCGGAGGCCAGGAAGAGGAUUGAGCGGGAAAUGAAGCAGCUCGACCAAGGAAAGCUUAACAAAGCUCCUCUGAGGGGCUCUCUGCUGCGUACUUAUGUGGCUCACAUUGUCACCCGCUCUGUUGUUGAAGUGGUCUUCAUGACAGGUCAGUAUGUUCUCUAUGGUUUUCAUCUCUAUCCGCUCUUCAAGUGUGAGCGGGAUCCUUGUCCGAAUGCUGUGGACUGUUAUGUUUCCAGACCAACAGAAAAAAGUGUCUUCAUGGUGUUCAUGCAGUGCAUUGCUGCAAUCUCCCUCUUCCUAAACAUCUUGGAGAUCAUGCAUCUGGGCUACAAGAAGAUUAGAAAGGGCAUACUGGACUUCUAUCCUCACCUGAGGGAUGAAAGGGAUGAACUGGAUGACUACUAUGCCAACAAGUGUAAAAAAGAAUCUGUAGUGCAAAUAUGCACCAGUACAACCCGAAAGUCAACAAUUGCCUCUGCACCCAGUGACUUCAACUUUUUGAUGGAAAGGGUGCAGGGCACAGUUACGUCCCCCAACCUUAUCAAACCCUCAACUUUUCUACCUCUGCCAGGCCAACCGGACUUGGAUGAUUCCAGAUGCUCUGCUCAAAGCCCCACAGAGUAUAACUGCACCUCAACCACCAAUGAACUCUCCUCACCGUGCUGUGAUUCCCUGAAUAAUCAAAAAAAGGAGGCAGAAGACUUUUUGCAUCUUCCCCAGCAUAGUAAGGAGGACGACAGCAGUGAAAGUAGAAGCCCGGAGUCUCCUAAAUGCCCGCAGAAGGCAGCUCAUGCUUCGUCCUUUCCCACGCUGCCAGUGAGUGCAUCGAGGAGGCCAUUUAGGGCUCAUGGCUCUUUCAAAUGCUCCACAGUGUUGGAGGGUAAGAGCUCUGACACAGAUUCAUACGGAGGUGCAAAAGGCUACAGUGGACCUCCCUGCACUCGAACGCAAUCAAAGCCGAUUGUCCAGCAUCACAGCCGGCCCUCCAGCCCAGAGUCACUGGAUGACUCCAGCUCAGGAUCCACACACAACCCGAGACCACCUUCUUCCAACUGCAAAACAUCGAUGGCAAGUAACGGUAGCAGCAGAGCCCCAGAUCUGCAGAUCUAA
Molecule: messenger RNA, 1485 nt
Organism: Stegastes partitus (bicolor damselfish)
Lineage: Eukaryota; Metazoa; Chordata; Actinopteri; Pomacentridae
Gene: gja9a
Product: gap junction protein alpha 9a
Exons: 1
Coding region: 1-1485 (494 amino acids)
Biological process (GO): cell-cell signaling
Cellular component (GO): connexin complex
Molecular function (GO): gap junction channel activity
Source: RefSeq, a predicted model, not a curated record